AUGGGUUUCAUAGGUUUUUCGGGUUGGGAUGCUGAUGAAAAUUGUGGAGGCCUUUUCCUAGCUUGGUCUAGUCGGGUAGAUAUUAGUAUCAUUUUCGUAGAUGCAAAUGUUAUCUUCUGUAAUGUCACUUCGAUUAGUAAUAUUAGCUACUAUAUCAUGUUUGUUUAUGGCUGCCCGUACAUCAAUGGUCGAGCACAAGUUUGGUCGACGAUCCAAAACCUACUCUUAAACAACAAAGGGAACACCCUCCUCAUGGGGGACAUUAACCAAGUUGAUCACCUCUCCCAAAAGCUUGGAGGGAGGCAAAGCAUAAGGGGAAUGGCAGAUUUUAUAGAAUGGAGAAUAGAAUGUGGGCUAUCUGAACUGCCUUUCCAGGGAGUUCGGUACACUUGGACGAAUAAUAGAGAAGGGGAGGGUACCAUUUUUGAAAGAUUAGACAGAGCUUAUGGUUGCCCUAAUUGGAGAUUACAAUUUCCCGAUGCCUGCGUCACUAACCUCCCAAUCUUCCUUUCGGAUCAUGGCCCAAUCAUGAUUGAUAUGGCGCCAGUUAAAGACCGAAAAAACACACCAUAUAAGUUGGAGGCAUGGUGCCUGUUCAAAGAGGACAUUAAUGAAUUGAUAAACUCUUCAUGGGGUAUGGUGUAUCAAGGUUCUAGUUUGUUUUCUAUCCAAAGAAGACUAGAGCUAAUUGUCAACAAGGCAAGGAAAUGGUGCCUUAACUACCGCCAACAGACGGGGAUCACUUGGAACAACUUCGAAGACGAACUCACUUCUCUCCAAACUAAUAUUUAUGAUUCAGCAAGUGCAAGAGAAGCAGUCAUCAAGAGUAAGUCUAUCAAGGAUAAAGCGGAACAACAAUGGUGGUAUUGGAAGCAAAGAGCAAAGUCCAAGUGGGAUGCGUAUGGCGAUCAAUCGUCAUCUUUCUUUUACAAGAGUGUUAAGUGCCGUAGUGGAAGAAAUACAAUCAAAGCAAUCCAGAAUGAGGAAGGAAGCUGGGUAACUGAUGGACGUGAUAUAAAGCAUGAAUUCCACUCUUUUUUCUCUAAUUUAUUCGCAGGUACCUCUGAAGACCUUACAGACCAUACGGAUUUGCAAGAUGUUUGGCUUGAAGGGCUUCCUAGCCUAUCUGGUGCCCACAUUCAGUUGCUCAAUAAGCCAUUCUUAAAGGAGGAGAUAAAGGUUGCAGCUUUCAGUUCUAAGCCGCUUAAGUCCCCAGGGCCCGAUGGUGUACCGCCCAUUUUCUUCCAAAAAUAUUGGGAGAUAGUGGGCAAUGAUAUCUGCAAGGGGGUCAAUGCGUUCUUCAAUGGUGGCCGCAUGCUAAGGGAAACAAAUAACACUUUCAUUGCCCUAAUUCCAAAAGAGCCUCGACCUCAGGGUGUUGGUCAAUAUAGGCCGAUAAGCCUGUGUAACUCUCUAUACAAAAUCAUCUCCAAGUGCAUGGUCAACAGAAUCAAAACAAUAUUACCAGACUUGGUGGGAGAAACUCAAAACGCUUUUGUCCCGGGAAGAAUGUUAGCCGAUAAUUGUUUCAUUGCUCAUGAGUUGGUUAAUAGUGUUAAAAGUCGAAAAAAGGGUGGAAGGUUCGAAGGCAUCCUAAAGGUUGAUCUUAGUAAAGCAUAUGAUAGGGUUAGUUGGAGGUUCCUCAUGAAGAUUAUCGCAAAGAUGGGUUUCCCGGAUCAAUGGGCUACAUGGAUUUAUCAAUGUAUUUCUACGGUGACAUAUUCGGUUUUGGUAAACGGGGAACCAACAAAGAAAAUCGUGUCAGGAAAAGGGCUCCGCCAGGGUGACCCUCUUUCCCCUUACCUGUUUAUCCUGCUCAUGGAAACUCUUUCGCAAGGCAUAAAAAGAUUAGAAGUGGAGGGGGAACUCCAAGGUAUAAAAGUGGCGCGUAAUGCUCCGGCAGUGAGCCAUUUAUUUUUUGCGGACGACGCCCUCUUUUGCUUCAAAGAAACCCCGAAUUCUUGCAAGGCCGUAAGAAAAUGCAUUGACGAGUUCUGCAUGGUGUCGGGGGAGAUGAUUAAUUUUGAUAAAUCAUCAAUUCUUUUCAGCCCUAAUACUCCCCCUAGAUUUAAGAGGUUGCUGAGAAGACCUUUAGGCGUGCAAGUUUCGGCAGAAAUGGGCUCCUACUUAGGGUGUCCAAUGGACGUUAAUGGACGGUCUUCGCACAGAUUCAUGGGCAUACUAGAAAAGAUAAAUUGCAAAAUCUCUUCCUGGAAGUUUUCCCACCUUUCCGCCCCAGGUAAGCUUAUUCUAAUUAAUGGUGUUAUGUUGGCGAUGGCUUCUCAUAUACUGGCUAUAUAUAUGUGCCCUUCACAUAUUUUAAAGAAGAUCACUUCAGCCCUCACUAAGUUCUGGUGGGCCUCUUCUGCUUCUAAAAAGCCCGUUUAUUGGCGGCGGAAGGAGGUCCUUUAUGCGCAUAAAUGGGAAGGAGGGCUAGGGAUGAAGGAUGUGGGGAAAUUGAAUCAAGCGCUUCUUGCUCGCCAGGGAUUGAGAAUGCAUACUAAGCCCCACUUGUUGGUUAGUCGUGUUUUUAAUGGCAAGUACGGUACCGACCCCAUUCAACUAGGUGCAGAUAAUAAAACACCUUACAACUGCUCGUGGGGGGCUAGAAGCCUUGUAAGAGCUGCUCACUCUAUGCGGAAGGGUCUGAAGGUACAAAUCGGGAAUGGGAAGCGCACUAGUAUCGACCAACACAUUUGGGUGACAGAUCAUGUGAUACACAAGAGACAGCUUGUUGCAGAUUGGCUUCAAACGGAUGCAAAGGUUUCAAACUUAAUGACUUCAGAUAGGAGAUGGAACGCGGGCAUUGUUUGGAGAUCUUUCUCGGCCACGGAUGCUGAAGCUAUCCUAGCCAUCCACAUCCCUUCUGUGGAUACGGAGGAUAAAUUCUGUUGGUCGAAAACUAAGAGCGGAGUGUACUCAUUCAAGUCUGGCUACUGGUUCCUUAUGAAUGACUCUCAAAUUGGUCCCUUACGCCACACAAAUUUUUGGAGGGCUUUGUGGCAUAGCAAGUUAUUACCAAUAUGGAAACACUUCCUAUGGAAAAUAAUGCAAAAUAUCCUGCCAACAAUGGAGAACCUUCAGAAGAGAGGGAUAAUCACCUCGAAGCUUUGUCCUCUUUGCAACAAUUACCAAGAAACUCAAGACCAUUUGCUGAGGUCUUGCGAUAUAUCACAAAGAAUUUGGAGAAGUAGCCCUUUAGGCAUUGUUGCGUGCAACUCGACUAACAUCACAAUCCAACAAUGGAUCACGAAUUUUUUCAUGUUAUUUGUUCGACAGGAUGGAGAUGAUUCAAGGAGGUUGAUUACAUUUACAACAACAUUGUGGUCUAUAUGGCUACAUAGAAAUGAGAUAUUGUUCAGAGGCAUGAGUGCUAAUGUGGAAGGAGUUCUUCAUGGUGCACAGUCACAUGUCCAGAGAUGGGAGAAAGCAAUGCAGAUGCAGCAAGACUCGAAGAUGGCCCAAGCUGCAAAUUUUGGUUCACACCAUAUACAACCACCUGCUAUUUUUAGGAAAGGACGUUGCAUGACAGGGGACUUCAUCUCCAUAGUUGUGGAUGCCUCGUGGAAGACUAGAAAAAGGGGAUCGAAUAAUCAAUGGAGUGCUGCGAUUGGCUGGGAGGAGGAGACGGAUUGUGUUCCGCGAGUCAAGGGGGCUUAA
Molecule: messenger RNA, 3660 nt
Organism: Spinacia oleracea (spinach)
Lineage: Eukaryota; Viridiplantae; Streptophyta; Magnoliopsida; Caryophyllales; Amaranthaceae
Exons: 1
Coding region: 1-3660 (1219 amino acids)
Source: RefSeq, a predicted model, not a curated record